This is a messenger RNA of Melampsora larici-populina 98AG31, 1740 nucleotides long. RefSeq lists its product as uncharacterized. Lineage: Eukaryota; Fungi; Basidiomycota; Pucciniomycetes; Pucciniales; Melampsoraceae. The record is from RefSeq and is a predicted model, not a curated record. Bases 1 to 1740 code for a protein of 579 amino acids. The transcript is spliced from 6 exons.
AUGAGUAAUGAAAAAAUAACAGUGUGGCAUCCAAGGAGCAAUAUAGUACUCAAAGGGAGAUAUGGUCCUCAAAGGAGUGUGAUUGUCAUUACACUCAAAAAGCCGGUCCGCCGGAGUUAUCAGAGCACACGUUCCAACGAUGCCAUUACCAAUGCCGAUUCAUCAUUACCAGAAACCAAGCGCUCACAUAAUCAGGAGACUCAUACAACAUCUCGUCGUGGUCUUGGUUCUGCAGCAUCCGCCAACACAGACGCGAAUCAUCUACCCACGCCCUCUGCUACUCAGCAACAACAGCCCCUACCAAUUCACACUGAACCAGUGCAAGAUAUCCAAGAUCUUGAUCUUGAUGACAUUACUUUGAAGAACUAUCAUCAAGUCAAAAGAUUCUGGCCUCUCAGACGCAUCACAGACCAGCUUCAGCGUCAGAAAUCAUCUAACCACCAGUUGAGCGCAGAGGUGCUUGUUGAAGCAAAGGCGGUUCUUGAAAGUCUUGAAACUUCCCUUCACAUGAUUGCGAUGGUUUCUCAUGUUGAUAUUACUACGUUGAAACGUGCCUUGGGCCUUGUCAGUGGCACAACACAUGCCAAUAAUCCGUGGCAUAGGUGGUUAAAUUUUGCACUUGAUGCCAACAAGUUUCCUAUUCCUACCCGAGGACACCCAGAUUCAGCAGCCAUUCUGGCAAAUCACAAUAAAGCCAACCACGUUGCCUAUAACACACUCACGGUCAACCAACUUACUGUGUUCAAAUCACCAGUUUUCUUUGCUCUUGGUGGCUAUCCCAACUAUUCAGCCAUUUCUUUCUCUGACAACGCCUCUGGAGAUACUUCAGUUCUUAUUCCCGAGGUCCCCAAAUUGAGCGAAGAGGACGAACUUCGAUACCAGCUCAUCUACGAUAAACUAGUCAAUACAAAGAAAGUGGCCAAGGAUUGCGAGCUGAAUACACCUGCAGCCUGUGCUAUCAAUGAUCAUCAAAUGCUAGGAAUAGAUUACUACAUCAUUGCAUGUAGUAAUAACACUGGAGGGGAAGGAUGGUGUCGAGAACAUAGUAGUCAGGAAGAGAUUGUUCAGUGGGUUUCUGACAGGGCACAACUUCAGCAUGUGUUUCCUGUUUAUUGUCAACACGGAUCAAUUGUCGAAAAAGUUCAAGCCGUUGCUAGUCCAAAGAAUGGAACUUUACCCGCGAAGCGGCCAUCAAACAAUCAAUCAUACAUUGACAAGAGGAAUUUGGGUGGGCAGCUCAAUGAGCUCGUACUCAAUCUUGUUGGAAAGGACGAUUAUAAGCCGUUCCCUCGCACACCGAAUCCGAUUGCUUCUCUCCAAGAACGCAAACUGAAGGUUGAAAGCGCUACCAACUCUGCACUGUCUAAAGAUGAUUUUGACAAAGGAUUCACAGGCAUGAAUGCCAAGGCUCGCCGUAGUUGGCUCAGCGAUCUGAAGGAUGGUAAAUUUAAACUCAUGAAGGAGGUUGAAGUUCAACCAAGCAAAGGCAAACAUCAUAUCACUGAAAGCCAAUCUCAACCAAGUGGACCACCUCAUACCACAGACAAUCAGUCAAUUGCUUCCAAACUUCAAAAUUCCCAGCCUUGUGCAUCAAAUUCGCAAAUUCCUCAAAUUCCUCAAGUCAUUGAACAAUCAGGCCAGCCAAGCAAAUCCCAAAAGGCUGAGCUGGCAGCUGAGGCCACUGCAUCUGCGACUCAAGGUACUGAAGGUGAAGGAGGUGCUACCUGUGAUCUUGCUUGA